GAACACAGACACAUUCAAAGCUACACUGAAGGAUUUGCCUGCAAAUACAAAGCCCACAAGGCCCAGAAAGACGCACAGUCAUGAGGACGAUCGCUGUACUGGUUUUGGCUGUAUUUACAGGUUGCAAUGCCAACCUGUUCUAUGCUGAUGAGCCGAAGCCACAGCUGGAUCAGUUGACUGAUGCAUUCUGGAACUACGUUGCCCAGGCAACACGCACAGCAGAGGACACCGUUCAGAUGAUCAGGAAGUCUCAGCUGGGACAGGAAGUCAGUGCUCAGCUCACUGAGAGUGCAGAUGUGGCCAGCCAGUAUGCAGUCAACCUCCAAAAUCAGAUGACCCCUCUGGCUCAAGAUGUCAUGGCAAAAAUCAACAACGAGGCUGAGGUGCUGAGAGAGCGCCUGGCACAGGACUUGGCCACCGUUCAGGAGAAGCUGGAGCCUUAUGCAGAGGACAUGAGAGUCCAGGUUCUGCAGAGGGUGGAGGAUCUGAAGGCUGCCGUUGCUCCCUAUGCUGAGUCCCUGGACUCUGAGUCCCUGAAGACCGCCCUACUCCAGAAGAGUGAGGAGCUGAAGGGAAGUCUGGAGAAGAGCGUGCAGGAGCUGCAGUCCCAGCUGGGCCCCUACACCGAGGAGCUCAGGCAGAAGGUGGACCAGCACCUGCAGGAGUUCCAGGCCAGUGUGACCCCCUUGGCUGCUGACCUCCAGACCCAGCUGGCCCAGAGAACCAAGAUGGUCCAGCAAAGUCUGGCACCCUACGCUGAAGACCUGAAGGACAAACUGGACCCCUACGCCCAGGACCUCAGAGCACAGCUCACCUCCCUGUAUGAAUCCUUCACUAAGUCAAGCUAAAAUGUUCAAACCAGAGACAGUGAUUUAUGUGCUAAAUAACAAUUCAGGACAAAAUGAGAUCCGUGCAAUUUCAAAGAACAUCUACUUUCCUUGCUCUUUCUGCACUAACUUGGAGGAAACAAGGAACAUGCCAGCUUUCUGUGGUGGAUGUGAAUGUGCUUCGAUAGUUGUAGGUUAAGAGGAGAGCUUUUGAAGAGGAUGUUAAUUUAUAAAUGUGUUAUUUAUUGAACUUUAUAUAUUUUAUUUACAAUAAAAACCCUACUUCAGAACAAUGCAUUCCUAA
Molecule: messenger RNA, 1131 nt
Organism: Engraulis encrasicolus (European anchovy)
Lineage: Eukaryota; Metazoa; Chordata; Actinopteri; Clupeiformes; Engraulidae
Product: apolipoprotein A-I-like
Exons: 4
Coding region: 81-848 (255 amino acids)
Biological process (GO): cholesterol homeostasis; positive regulation of lipid biosynthetic process; reverse cholesterol transport
Cellular component (GO): chylomicron; high-density lipoprotein particle; blood microparticle
Molecular function (GO): phosphatidylcholine-sterol O-acyltransferase activator activity; phospholipid binding
Source: RefSeq, a predicted model, not a curated record